AUGGAGGAGCUGCAGGCGCUGCUGCAGGGCAGCCUGCUGGGCACGCGGCACGUGGAGAGCGCGGCCCUCGUGCGCCUGCAGGGCAGGACCGUGUGCGCCUCCACYGCCGGCUUCCGCGUGCCCGAAGAGAAUGUUUUAAACCUCAUCUACGCCUUCUACAAGAACUUGGUGCAAGUGAGGAGGGAAGGCCUCUACUUCAAGCAGAAAUACUACAAGUGUGUCCGAGCAGAUGAGCAUUCCCUCUAUCUGCACAACCCAGAUGGAGGCUUGAUAGUUGUGAAGACCAAUGCUUUCAUCCUGAUCGCUACCUACAGAGCGGGCAUGUAUCCGAGCGUGUGUGUUGAAGCCGUGGAGAAACUGGCAGACUACUUCAGAGAGAAGGGGAGCUGAACCAACAGAAAACUUCAUCAAGCUCCUAAGGACUGUGCGCUGGAAAAUCUAAUACAGAAGUUUGAAGAAUUAUUAAAUUCAAGAACGAAACUGUCUGCUGUUUUACAACAUCCCAAGUMCUGAGCGAAGCCUUUUGCCAGG
Messenger RNA from Nothoprocta perdicaria, 531 nucleotides. RefSeq names its product profilin family member 4 (gene PFN4). NCBI's taxonomy places the organism in Eukaryota, Metazoa, Chordata, Aves, Tinamiformes, Tinamidae. The coding region runs from base 1 to 390 and encodes 129 amino acids. Gene Ontology annotation, molecular function: actin monomer binding. The record is from RefSeq and is a predicted model, not a curated record. Gene Ontology annotation, cellular component: cell cortex. The transcript has 4 exons.